Molecule: messenger RNA, 1134 nt
Organism: Gongylonema pulchrum
Lineage: Eukaryota; Metazoa; Nematoda; Chromadorea; Rhabditida; Gongylonematidae
Source: the annotation of a GenBank genome assembly
AUGUUUGGCCGGCGACUGAUGCUGUGCAGUUUUUGGAAUUCACGAUCACGACUUCUGCGCAUUUCUGUCUGUCUGACAUUGCUCAAUAUCAGCCUAAGCAUAUUCCGGGAUUUUCUGGAUGAGCCAACAGAAGCAAAAUUUAAAACGGAUAGUAGAAAUGGAGGUGAUUUUGAUGAAGACAUGGACUACGUGUUGGAAACAAUACAAUAUAUGCAUGAUCUCAAGAUUGGAAAAGCUGAAAUUCGGCCGGUAGUGGAAGAGGUACUCGCUAUGUCUUUUCGAUCAGUGCCACAGAAUCAGAAAAUAUUUUGCAAUCUCUACGAUAUGGAUCGAGAACGAUAUUGUGUGGUUGAGGGAACCAUCCGUGAAAUUUGGCAGAGAGCGUGGGAUCCACGAGAACUCUUUUAUAUCCCGAAUUUGAUCAGCUGCCCUGUUCCUGAAUAUUUCGAACACAGCACACACUUGACGGUUGCCUUGAGUAAAACAGCAUGUGCAAGCCAAAAAGCAACCGCGCAAGUCCGGAAGACGGCACCGGCAAGACAAAAGCAAGGGAUUGCUAAACGUCGCCACGAGCUCAUUCCGUACAAUGAUUGCCUCUACAGGCAUAUUGACACCCACAAGUAUGUAUUAAUUUUGGAUGUCGAUGAAGUGAUUGUACCCUUGAAGCAUGAUAAUUGGAGUGCCAUGUUAGAAGAAGUAAUUGCUACUGCAAAAAGUAGCACGGACUCGAAGCUAGCUGAAAUUACAUCAGUAUCCAUUCGCAAUGUAUUCAAAUUUCCAUCAAACAACUCGAUAAAUCACAGUGUCCCGGAUUAUGUGUACAUGCUACGUAACAGGCGCAAAUCAGAAACAAUUAGCGAACCAGGGGAAUAUGGCAAGGCUACAGAUACAGUUUCGACGGUAUUCAAUCAUUUUGCUCUGCACCGUCAGCACGGCAAUGUGAGGAAGACGUUAUACGUGAAUCCGGAUGUGGCGCUGAAGCUGCACUACAAGGAGAAGUGUCCAAUUGAAUCCGGGAGACAGUGCGAGCAGCUUGAGCGUGUCACGGUGGAUGACACGUCAAUGGAUAAAUACGCCGAAGAACUCACACAACGGGUCACUCGUGUGCUCAAAAUUUUGAAAUUCAUUAAUUAG